Messenger RNA from Grus americana (Whooping crane), 613 nucleotides. It is a transcript of the gene DAD1, whose product is annotated as defender against cell death 1. Lineage: Eukaryota; Metazoa; Chordata; Aves; Gruiformes; Gruidae. Gene Ontology annotation, cellular component: membrane; oligosaccharyltransferase complex. The record is from RefSeq and is a predicted model, not a curated record. Gene Ontology annotation, biological process: protein N-linked glycosylation. Bases 45 to 401 code for a protein of 118 amino acids. The transcript has 3 exons.
GCUUGCUCGUGCUGCUUCCGGCCAGCUCAGCCUGGCGGGGGACCAUGUCGGGCGCGGCGGGUGCGGGCUCGGUGGGCUCGGUGGUGCGGCGCUUCCUCGCGGAGUACGGCAGCGGCACGCCCAGCCGCCUCAAGGUGCUGGAUGCCUACCUUCUCUACGUACUGCUCACCGGGGCGCUCCAGUUCGGCUACUGCCUCGGCGUCGGCACCUUCCCCUUCAACUCCUUCCUCAGCGGCUUCAUCUCCGCCGUCGGCAGCUUCAUCCUCGGCGUUUGCCUCCGGAUCCAGAUCAACCCCCAGAACAAAGGCGAGUUCCAAGGCAUUUCACCAGAGCGGGCAUUUGCCGAUUUCCUCUUUGCCAACACCAUCCUCCAUCUCGUUGUCAUCAAUUUUGUGGGCUGAGCCCUAGAAGAGACUGUGAGGUCUUGAAUUGCUCUUGAGCUGUGAUUACACAGCCUGGCAUUGGGAAGUGCUGUUCCCCAGCAGACCUGCUUCCUUGGUGGAGGAAGGGAAUGCUGUGCUCAAGAUUUUUCCCCACAGACUGUCCUAUGGAGGGAUCUGCUGCCUCAUUACAGUUACUGUAAUCAUUUCCGUCAAUAAAACUCUUUAUAAUA